CUCCACUUUAUUUUUGCACUUUCCUCUUUUCACUUUUUUCUUACAUAUCUUCUCCUCUUCCUUUUUCAUUUAUUCCAAGCCUUCAUUCAUUUUUUUUUUCUUUUUUUCUUUUCCUCCCUCAACAUCAUCUCUAGACAAUUUUGAACCGUCCUGCUACUGAAUUAUCAUCAUUUAACAUUUUUAUCAACCUUUUCCUAUUUUCUGUCCUCCGUCCAUUUACGCCCUUGUUUUUAAACAGUUUUGAAAUCACAAUGGGAAGUGGAACAACAACACCAAAUGGUCCAUCUAGACGUGGUUCGAUUGAAAGAGAAAGAGAGGUUGAGAAAGAGCCAACCAACCUAAAGAUUUAUUGUAUUGUUGAUGGAGAAGCAGCGCCUUUUUCUGUAAACAUUCUUUCCAAUCGUUCAGUUGAUGAACUCAAGCAAGCCAUCAUGGCAGAGAACCCUAACACUUUCAAGUUUGUUGAUGCAAAGGACCUUACUCUCAAGCUCAUCCCCGGCGGCACAACGAAGAAAGGAUUGGAAACAUUAUCGCAAGAAUUGCUUGUAGCGCUCGAUGAACUUGAAGAACUCAGCACUUAUUUUCCAAAAGGUGCAGCAAAAGGUCGCAUUCACAUCAUUGUCAAGCUGCCGCCGCCAGACAUCGGGACAGAUUCUCAAGAGAAAAAUGGACGAAGAUCCACAGUAUAUUUCACCUUCAAAGAAGAUACGCAUUGAGGAAGGGUGGAGAGAAUACAGGGCUUCUGAUGGCAAAAUGGUCACGUUACCACCCUCUUGGAUCGCAAUGCUAGA
Messenger RNA from Lobosporangium transversale, 791 nucleotides. RefSeq lists its product as hypothetical. NCBI's taxonomy places the organism in Eukaryota, Fungi, Mortierellomycota, Mortierellomycetes, Mortierellales, Mortierellaceae. The transcript has 3 exons. Bases 252 to 716 code for a protein of 154 amino acids. The record is from RefSeq and is a predicted model, not a curated record.